This is a messenger RNA of Gossypium raimondii (Peruvian cotton), 1412 nucleotides long. Its product is annotated as 60S ribosomal protein L3-2. The record is from RefSeq and is a predicted model, not a curated record. Gene Ontology annotation, biological process: translation; ribosomal large subunit assembly. Gene Ontology annotation, cellular component: ribosome; cytosolic large ribosomal subunit. Lineage: Eukaryota; Viridiplantae; Streptophyta; Magnoliopsida; Malvales; Malvaceae. The transcript has 5 exons. Gene Ontology annotation, molecular function: structural constituent of ribosome; RNA binding. The coding region runs from base 100 to 1269 and encodes 389 amino acids.
AGAAAGGAAGGUCACUCUUGCCGCUCUCGACCUUCUUUUCAUUUUUUUUUCAAUCAAUAUUUUCUUUCAGUUCUCAAGCUUUCUUGUUAGUGAGUAAGCAUGUCUCAUCGCAAGUUCGAGCAUCCGAGGCAUGGUUCAUUGGGGUUUCUCCCGAGGAAAAGAGCCUCCCGACACCGAGGGAAAGUGAAGGCUUUCCCUAAAGAUGAUCCUACUAAGCCAUGCAGAUUAACUGCGUUCUUGGGUUAUAAAGCUGGAAUGACCCAUAUUGUGAGGGAAGUUGAAAAGCCUGGAUCAAAGCUUCACAAGAAGGAAACUUGCGAAGCAGUCACCAUUAUCGAGACACCACCUAUGGUUGUGGUUGGAGUAGUUGGAUAUGUCAAAACACCGCGUGGUCUUCGUACUUUAGGCACUGUCUGGGCUCAGCAUUUGAGUGAGGAGGUGAAGCGAAGGUUCUAUAAGCACUGGUGCAAGUCAAAGAAGAAAGCUUUCACCAAGUAUUCCAAGAAGUUUGAAUCCGAAGAUGGUAAAAAAGAUAUCCAGUCACAGCUUGAAAAACUGAAGAAAUAUUGCACUGUGAUUCGUGUUUUGGCUCACACUCAGAUAAGGAAAAUGAAGGGUUUGAAGCAAAAGAAGGCUCAUUUGAUGGAGAUUCAAGUCAAUGGUGGAACAAUUGCUCAGAAAGUUGACUUUGCUUACGGUUUCUUUGAGAAACAAAUUCCAAUUGAUGCCGUGUUCCAGAAAGAUGAGAUGAUUGAUAUUAUCGGAGUUACCAAAGGUAAAGGGUAUGAGGGUGUUGUAACCAGAUGGGGUGUCACUCGUCUCCCACGAAAGACUCAUCGUGGUCUUCGUAAGGUUGCUUGUAUUGGUGCAUGGCAUCCGGCUAGGGUUUCGUUUACCGUUGCCCGAGCUGGUCAAAAUGGUUACCAUCACCGCACUGAGAUGAACAAGAAGAUCUACAAGCUUGGGAAGGCAGGCAAUGAAUCACAUGCUGCCAUGACUGACUAUGACAGGACUGAGAAGGAUAUUACACCAAUUGGUGGAUUCCCCCAUUAUGGAGUGGUGAAAGAAGAUUAUUUGAUGAUUAAAGGGGGUUGUGUUGGACCGAAGAAACGUGUUGUGACAUUAAGGCAAUCACUGUUGAAUCAAACAUCAAGGGUUGCACUUGAAGAGAUCAAGCUCAAGUUCAUUGAUACUUCAUCUAAGUUCGGUCAUGGUCGUUUCCAGACAACACAAGAAAAGGCCAAGUUCUAUGGGAAGCUUAAAGCUUGACCGCAUAGGGAUGGUUUUUUAUGGAGGGAUUGUUUGUUCCAUUUUCUGAUUGCCCACAACUUUGAAUUUUGUUUUUCGUUUAAACCAUGAUGAGUUUUGGACAAUUAUCUUUUAUUAUAUCAAUUAAUGUGUUUUUAUGGCCA